AUGUCGCAAGUUAGAGAACAAGAGUUCUUCGGCGGAGCCAUUAAAGGCGUCGUGCCACAAGGCUGGAUCGACUCCAGCACACUCCGCGAAGUCCCAGACCACCAAGAGCUCUUCCUCUCACCAACAACACUCUCAACCCUAAUCAUCGAAAUCAACCAGCGCGUCUCAGAGGAAGAGGCACAAAGCACACUCUCAACUCUAACUCACCAACCCCCAAUCCCAGUCUCGGGCCCAGACUCAAUCGACCAAGCCGCGGUCCUGUACCACCUCCACGAUCUCUGCGACGAAGGCGACACCAUGCAGAUGCUCGCCCCUCCGCAGCGCGUGGAUAUUCCCCGGAUUUCGUCUUCAGCGCCGUCCGGUUCGGCUUCUGUUAAGGCUUAUCGGAGUGCUGUUUCGUUUACUACGCCUAAGAAGGAGGAUCCUACGCUGUUUGCUACGGUGCAGUGUCAUUCUUUGCUUGUGAGGCUUGAGGCGCAGGAGACCGAUUUGUUGAUCUUUUUUAACGUUCCUCGUGAGGAGUUCGAGAAGGAGGGGAAUGAGGAGGGGUUUAACAUGGAGGUGAAGGUUGCUGAGGGGAUUGUUGGAGCUUUGGUUGAGACGUUGGAGAUUUGUGAUUGGGGGCUCUUUGUUUAG
This is a messenger RNA of Penicillium arizonense, 636 nucleotides long. It is a transcript of the gene mog1, whose product is annotated as Ran GTPase-binding protein MOG1. Gene Ontology annotation, cellular component: nucleus. The record is from RefSeq and is a predicted model, not a curated record. Gene Ontology annotation, molecular function: guanyl-nucleotide exchange factor activity; small GTPase binding. The coding region runs from base 1 to 636 and encodes 211 amino acids. The transcript has 2 exons. Gene Ontology annotation, biological process: protein import into nucleus. Lineage: Eukaryota; Fungi; Ascomycota; Eurotiomycetes; Eurotiales; Aspergillaceae.